UGAAGGCCAGGUCGAAAAUGAAUUAAAAGAUUUAAGAUUUGACUCAAAGAUAUUUUUACCUAUGAAAAAUUGUUUAGCUAAUCAGGGUCGCCAGAAAUUAGGCCAGAACCAAGCAUCGUUUCAAUUAAAUUAUAAAAACAAACCCAAUUAGUAUUUCCCCAUUAGAGAUCCACCCACCUCUGUUUCUCCAUAUACCCAGAUUUUAUUUUUGCUGUUUUGGUUUUGAUUUGAAGAUAAAUUUUCAUUUAAUGGGGAGUUUGGGAGCACUUGUGAAACACCCAGAUGAUUUUUAUCCUUUGUUGAAGCUCAAGAUGGCUUCGAGGCAUGCCGAGAAACAGAUCCCAUCGGAGCCUCACUGGGCUUUUUGUUUCUCCAUGCUUCACAAAGUCUCUCGUAGUUUUGCCCUCGUUAUUCAACAGCUUGAUCCCAAGCUUAGAAACGCCGUCUGCGUAUUUUAUUUGGUUCUUCGGGCCCUUGAUACUGUUGAGGAUGACACCAGUGUAGCAACGGAUGUCAAAGUUCCUAUCCUUGAAGACUUUUAUCGUCAUAUAUACAAUCGAGAUUGGCACUUUAUGUGUGGUACAAAGAACUACAAAAUCCUUAUGGACCAGUUUCAUCUUGUAUCUACUGCUUUUCUGGAACUUGAAAGAGGUUAUCAGGUGGCAAUCGAGGACAUUACGAAAAGAAUGGGUUCAGGGAUGGCAAAAUUUAUUUGCAAGGAGGUAGAAACAGUCGAUGACUAUGAUGAAUAUUGUCACUAUGUAGCAGGGCUUGUGGGAUUAGGUCUUUCUAAACUUUUCCAUGCCUGUGGGUCAGAAUAUUUGGCUCCCGAUUCUCUCUCCAAUUCAAUGGGUUUAUUUCUUCAGAAAACAAAUAUUAUCCGAGAUUAUCUAGAGGAUAUUAAUGAGAUACCAAAGUCGCGCAUGUUUUGGCCUCGUGAGAUUUGGAGUAAGUAUGCCAACAAACUCGAGGACAUGAAAUACUGGGAGAACUCAGUCAAGGCUAUGCAGUGCUUGAAUGACAUGAUCACUAAUGCUCUAAUUCAUGUGGAUGAUUGCCUGAAGUACUUGUCUGCUUUGCGUGAUCCUUCAAUCUUUCGAUUUUGUGCUAUACCUCAGGUCAUGGCUAUUGGAACACUAGCUAUGUGCUACAACAACAUUGAAGUCUUCAGAGGUGUAGUGAAAAUGAGACGCGGUCUCACUGCGAAAGUCAUAGACAGAACAAACACGAUGGCUGAUGUCUACGGUGCUUUUUAUGAUUUUUCUUGUAUGUUGAAAGCUAAGGUUGACCAUAACGAUCCCAAUGCACAAAAAACGUUGAGCAGACUAGAUUCAAUCCUCAAGACUUGCAGGCACUCUGGGGUCCUGAAUGAAAGGAAAUCUUACAUUAUUCCGAGUCAGUCCAAUUACACUCCACUUCUGGCUUUCAUACUUUUCAUUAUAUUGGCCAUUGUUUUGGCUAAUCGGAGUUCCAAUCGGCCUAACAACUAGACCGUGCUUUGUUGUUAGAGGAAUGUCUCGUUAAUCAUCCUUGGAGUUUUAGACUCAAAGAUAAUAUAAAUGUAAUAAUUUCUUCUUUUAAAAAAGGACUAUUAUGGUAUUUUAAGUUUGCUUGUCGGAGAUUUUAAAACAUAUAUCAUUCUGAGUGUUAUGAAAAAUGAAGUCUUUGUUCA
Molecule: messenger RNA, 1672 nt
Organism: Hibiscus syriacus
Lineage: Eukaryota; Viridiplantae; Streptophyta; Magnoliopsida; Malvales; Malvaceae
Product: squalene synthase 2-like
Exons: 14
Coding region: 249-1490 (413 amino acids)
Biological process (GO): lipid biosynthetic process; farnesyl diphosphate metabolic process
Cellular component (GO): endoplasmic reticulum membrane
Molecular function (GO): squalene synthase [NAD(P)H] activity
Source: RefSeq, a predicted model, not a curated record